This is a messenger RNA of Chlamydomonas reinhardtii, 1803 nucleotides long. RefSeq lists its product as uncharacterized. Gene Ontology annotation, cellular component: Golgi membrane; endoplasmic reticulum membrane. Lineage: Eukaryota; Viridiplantae; Chlorophyta; Chlorophyceae; Chlamydomonadales; Chlamydomonadaceae. Gene Ontology annotation, molecular function: UDP-galactose transmembrane transporter activity; UDP-glucose transmembrane transporter activity. The record is from RefSeq and is a predicted model, not a curated record. Gene Ontology annotation, biological process: UDP-galactose transmembrane transport. The coding region runs from base 208 to 1224 and encodes 338 amino acids. The transcript has a single exon.
AUUCACAGUCAUACCUUUCGACGCACUUCAUCCUUUCCCUGCUGAACACUGCACAGACACAAUCCUUCUCGAACGUUGCUGCUGUCCUGUCCUGACUCUACCUAGCGCUGCAAACACAACGUUAUUUGACGCACUUACGACCUGGAAACUCGCCAGCCGUGAUCUGGCGCCUGUUGCGGUCUGUUUAGGGAGGACACCGUGUACAAUAUGUCCGAAAAACCACCUAGAAGUCGUCUUGCGACGCUCCUUCUCCUUCUCGUAUGUGUAGCGGGCAUCUACGCUUCCUACUUGACGCAAGGCAUCGUCAACGAGCACUUGCAGCUCAAACGGUUCGGACCGCAGCAGGAGCGAUUUCUCCAUCUGGAGUCCCUCAACGGCGCCCAGGCAGUUACCUGCUUUAUCUGGGCGUGGAUCAUCCUGCAAGUGAUGGUGAUGACGGGGCGGUCGUCCAAGGCGGACAUGGCGUCCUGGCACGACUACUGGCGGGCGGGUAUCACCAACUCCGUGGGCCCCGCCUGCGGUAUGGUGGCGCUUAAGAACAUCACCUACUCCGCGCAAGUGCUGGCCAAGUCCUGCAAGAUGGUGCCAGUGAUGCUUAUGGGCGUGAUGCUGCACGGCAAACGGUACACGUUCGUCGAGUACGUGUGCAUGUCGCUCAUCGGGCUGGGCGUGGCGGCCUUCGCGCAGAAGGGCCGCGCCGGUGGCGUGGUGUCUCCCAACCCGCUGCUGGGCUACUCGCUGUGCCUGGUCAACCUGGCAUUCGACGGCUACACCAACGCCACGCAGGACGAGAUCAACAAGCGCCACCCGCGCAACAGCAGCAUCCACAUGAUGUGCUGGAUGAACUUCUGGACCGCCAUCUAUUACGCCGCCUACAUGUUCCUGCCCUGCGCGCUGCCCGGCGCCGGCGGCACCUGCACCGGCAUGGACCUGGUGUCCUUCUGCUCGCGCCACCCCGACGCGCUGCUGGACCUGGUCAUCUUCUGCCUGUGCGGCGCCAUCGGCCAGUUGUUCAUCUUCUUCACCAUCAAGACCUUCGGCUCGCUGGUGACCACGCUGGUGUGCACCACGCGCAAGUUCUUCAAUAUCCUGCUGUCGGUGGUGUGGAACGGCAACCCGCUGCUGGCCAACCAGUGGUUGGGCGUGGCCAUGGUGUUCGCGGGCCUCCUCAUGCAGGGCUACAUGAAGGGCAAGAAGCCGCACCACAAGAAGAAGGCGGAUUAAGGGGGCAUGUCGCUGCGGCGUUGAAGUACGACACCGGUGCGUGCGGCGUAGGAGCGGGAGCACGAGGAGUAGGUAUCAGAGGAGGAAGAGCUGGAGUGAAGAGAGGACCGGGAAACGGGCUGGGAAACCGGCACUGGGCGAGCGGGCAUAGGAGAGAGCCGGACUUCUGUGAGAGUGUGUGAAGCAGAGUCACAAACUCGGGAAGAGGCCUGCCGGGAAUGUUUAAUGGCCGUAUGGGCAUGGGAACUAGGUAACAGAUGAAGGCCAAAGCAGCGACACACGGACGCUGAGUGACUGAACGGAGCCCAAUGCUGGGUGCUUGGGGGAUAAGUGCUAAUUUGUUUUACUGACGUGCAAGAGCGUCACUGACCUAACGAUCUUGGACUUGGGACUGUAGCACCUCUGGACUGCCGUUGUUAUAUGCGCAAGAGGAGUGGGAAUGAUCCGUCUCGCGCGCGCUGGCUGCUCAAGGCACAGCCUGUGCCUGCUGGACUUGUGGUGGAUUUGCAUGGGCUGAGCAGGGCUGAGUACGCUAUCAACCUCGCAUUGUGCAUUAUAAAUCGUUAACUUGGCCGUGGA